AUGGGGAGCCUCGGGUCUGACACCUACCUGGAGAAACUUCUGGAAGGCAUCAGCAGGCUUCGCACCCAGAAAGCACUGUGCGAUGUAACACUGGAGGCAGAAGGGGUUUGCUUUCCAGCACACAAGAUCAUUUUAGCAUCAGCAAGUAAUUACUGCAAGAUUCUAUUUGUUGGGAACGCGACAAGGAUGGGGAGCGCAGAUGGAAGCAUCCGUCUGAACACUGUCAGUGCCGUGGGGCUGAGCAACGUCCUCAGCUUCAUUUACUCCAACAAAUUGGAUCUCUCCUUACAGAACAUCGAGGAGACAUUCAAGGCUGCAGAAGCCCUGCUGGUUGGAGAGGUGAUCAAACUGUGUUUUCAAUUUCUGGAAAGCUGCUUGAGUGGUGAGAACUGCAUGGACAUUCUACGCAUUGCCAAAAAACUUGGCCCCAUAGAGCUGAGAGAGAAGGCCAUGUGCUACGUAGGGCAGCAUUACAAACAGUUCCUGGGCAAUCCUCAGAGCCUGAAGGAUCUUGACAGAGGAGCCCUCUGUGAAAUCUUAGACAGGACCACCACAGAUGGGAGCAGUGAGCUGGAGCUGCUCAGAGCUGCUGUGAGCUGGCUGCAGCACGACCGCACGCGGCUGCAAUACAUGGGGGACAUUUUAAAGCGCAUCAGAUUCCCUCUCAUUCCUUUCUGUGAUCUGCAGCGCUACAUCCAGGAAGUCCCUUUGACGAGGCUGGACUGGGGCUGCUGCCGGCUCCUCCAGGACGCCCUGAUCCACCACUUCCAGCUCUGCACCCAGCUGUCCCGGCAGACCCCACACACCGCCCUCCGCUCCGCUUCCCCCGCACUGCUCAUUGCUGGCGGCAGAACCACCACCAACAGCAUCUGCAGGGAGAUGUGGGCUGCAGAGCAGAGUUGCAGCACCUGGCGCAAAGUUGGAGACCUCUGCGUGCCCCUAUACAACCACUGCAUAGUUGUCAUCGAUGACUUCCUCUUUGUCUUGGGGGGGCAGAGCACAUUCGAUCCCACAGGAAAGCAGCCAUUAAAUGAGGUGUUCCGAUUCGACCCAUGCAAUGCUUCCUGGCUCCAGCUCGCCAGCAUGCUGCAGCGGCGGACGCGCUUCCACGCAGACGUGCUGUCCGACCACAUCUUUGUGGUGGGGGGUGGGACGCUGCUGGGGACCCUCACCCACACCGUGGAGUCAUACCAGCCAGCUGCCAACAAGUGGGAGUUUGCAGCUCCCCUCCCCAUACCUAUUGCUGACCACGCAGGCGCAACCCACAAGGGAAUCCUCUACAUUUCAGGGGGUUUCUCAGCAGGCAGAACUUUACCAGACACCUUUAGCUUCCUCCCUCGCCUCCGGCGCUGGAUGCACAACCGUGCCAUGACCUUCCCCCGCUGUGAUCACGGGAUGGCUGCCACCAAAGAUGGGAUCUUUUGCAUCGGAGGAAGGACGCUGAAAGGAGUGGAGCAAUGGAUUCACGUCAGUGAGACAGAGUGUUACUGUCCUGUAAGCGAUCAGUGGACAACGCUCACACUGUCCCCGUUCAGCCGCUGCCAGUUCAGCAUCGCAGCCCACGGGUCGGUGCUUUACCUCACGGGGGGUGGAUUGCUGCAGCACAUGCAAAAAGACGACAGCGUUUUCCUGUACGACACCAAAGGGCAGGUAUGGAAGAAAGCCAGCUCCCUGCCUCGAGGUCUGGUUGAUCACACCUCCUGCAUGAUUAAGCUGCCCCAAGCAAACGCAGCUGGUGAGAUGGGGAGAGGCACAGAGUUCUGCCUCACCAGCAAAAGGGAGAAACCAAGUCUCAGCUUGUUAGCUGCUAAGAGACAGGAGAAGUAGGA
Messenger RNA from Meleagris gallopavo (turkey), 1829 nucleotides. Its product is annotated as kelch-like protein 9. Gene Ontology annotation, molecular function: protein binding. The record is from RefSeq and is a predicted model, not a curated record. Lineage: Eukaryota; Metazoa; Chordata; Aves; Galliformes; Phasianidae.